UGAUGCUGCGACAAUUCACAUGAAAAUACGAGUAUAAUAUUUUYCCGGGCAUUUUUCGUUAUUUUAUAAGAUGAAUAGAAUGCGCGGACUGGUUCAGUGAUGAAAUACGUCACAAACCAGAGUAUCACUUUUCAAAAUUUCUGCCGCUUACCAUUAACGAUUCAAGCAAGACAACUAGAAAUCGUCAGAUACCUAAACAAGGCUAAACAACUCGCAUUCUCUACAAACGAAACACAGAGACAGUGGCCUAAACGAAGAAUACAACAUGAAGAUCGCUAUCCAAAUCUUAGUUUUGGUCAUCGCAUUUCCUUACGUUGGAGCGGCUCUGUCGUGUCCAACUAAUUGCACCGCUGAGGCGUGCCACAAUCCUGCAAAUUGCACGGGCAGUAUGGUGCUGGAUGAGUGCAAAUGUUGCAAAAGGUGCGCGAAACGCGAGGGAGAAACUUGUGGAGGGAAAUUUAACAUCCAUGGUCCUUGUGACGAGGGUUUGAACUGUGUUGUGACGAAGAAGCUCUCGAACACUGGGAUUUGUCAACGAGCUCCCGAGGAAGAUUUAUGCAAGAAGAAAAAAUGUGGUUUCAGACAACAGUGUACAACAGACAAGCAAGGCAAAGCAGUGUGCAUUUGUCCCAGAAACUGCAGAGAGAGUAAAGGACGACCAGUGUGUGGUUACAAGAACGGCAAACAGUACAAAAAUCCAUGUGAGCUUUACAGACAUGAAUGUCGGACGGGGAAAGAAAUUGGCCGAUUUAAUGGACCUUGCAAAAGGUGUUUUCAUCAUGGCAAACCCUACAGACUUGGAGAAGCGAGAAGAGGACACGCACCAUGCGAGAAAUGUGUUUGUUACCAUGGUGACUGGAAAUGCAAUACCAAGAAGCAUUGUCAAGACAGGAUCGAUUUCUGUACAGUCUUCAACGACCCUAAAGGGGGUCUUAUUUCGACGUGUCCCCCUGGGUACUGGUGCAAGGUACAAAUCCCAAGCAUACCCGAGCAGAAUAUUCCUGGUGUUGGACGAUGUGUGCCUACGAAAUCUGAUGACGCGAACUCUUCCAUUGACAUCACGUCUCCUAGCAACGUCUCCACGACAGUAGUUACCAAGCCCAAAACAGGUGAUGGCGUCAUGAAUCCUUGCGACCUCCCGCUUCAAGUUGGUCCGUGUCGAGCAUCAAUAUCCAAGUGGUACUACAACAAGAGUCGUCGAAAGUGCAUGAAGUUUAUCUUCGGCGGCUGCGGUGCUAAUGCGAAUAACUUCCCAACCAAGUCGAGCUGUCGCAUCAAGUGCAUGCGCAGAAGAGGUCAGUUGGUCAAAUCUACAGCAUCCACUAAACCAACCAAACCUACUACAACCAUUAAAACAACAACACAACCAAAAACAACAGAAGGAAGUCGUAACAUGACAGCGAUGUGUAACCUCCCACCAGCUCCAGGUCCAUGCCGUGCCGCCAUGCCUCAGUGGUUCUACAACCCCAAGAAACAACGCUGUAUGCGGUUUAUUUUUGGUGGCUGUGGAGGCAACGAGAAUAACUUCGAUACGAAGGACGAGUGCAAAAAAGCGUGCAUGCGCAAUAAAGGCACUAAGCCAUCAUCCCUCACCGAAUCUUCUACCAGAAUGAGCUCAGAUUCAGAGUCAACAACCAGGACUAGUCCGACGAGUCAGAUUACCGAACCAUCUACCAACACAACACAAAACAAUACAAUUCCAACUAGUACAACACCGACCAACCCAACAACAAGGGGUCCGACAACCAAAAGAGGUACUCCACAGUCCACACCAGAAACAAAAUUAUUCAGUUGCCCGUGCUCUGAGUGUCCAGUGACGACAGGAGAAGAAACCUGUGAGACGCAUUAUGGGUGUUUUACAUCACAGAUACAACACACGGACGGAUCUCAGACGGUUAAGUAUGGCUGCCUUGAGAACGAGGAACAUUAUACUAUUGUGUGUAAUGUUAGAUCGCCUGAUGAGAAACAGCCUAAGAUGCUGUUGGAGUGCUGUAAGGGACAUAUGUGUAAUCAGCCUGAAGUCAGAGGAAGGACAGACGUCAGGCAAUCUCUGCCGAAGACGUCAACAACACCCACUCAAGCCACUGUUGUGAAGAAAAAAGUUUCGAGUGAAAUCCCUCGCUGUUUCGAUGCGCACAGCAGUAAGUUCUAUGGAGAAAACGAGGAAUGGAAGCCAAACGAUUGUACCGUGUGUGCGUGUCAUGGAGGCCAGCCUGAGUGCGUAGCAACCGUCUGUAGACAUCCCAACUGCGUGGAUCCGAUACGAGUCAAAGGACAAUGUUGUCCCGUGUGCGCGGCCAAGGGGAAUACCACUGAAGACUCCCAGGAUAUGAUCAAAGCACUUGCCCAAAGUGAGCUUACAACUGUAUUAGUCAGCAUCAAGAAAGACAAGGACAAGCGGUUCUGCGAGGACAUGAACUCUGGCGAGCUAUACAUGGUGGGGCAGAACUGGAAGGUAGAUGAUUGUACCACGUGUUACUGUCAGAGGGAUGGUAAAAUAGCCUGUGCUGUACAGAUGUGUAAUGGGUAUCCUGGAUGUCCGAAUCCAGUCAAGGAGAAAGGGCACUGCUGUCCAGUCUGUCCGGAAGAACCGGAAGAAGAGUUGGUUUCCUCAGAGAAUGAAGUGAUCAACUCGCCGCACUCAUGCCUUGACUCAGUGACAAGAGAUCACUACAGACUUGGCGAGAUGUGGCAACAGGACGACUGCACAGCCUGUACCUGCAGAACAGGCAGAAAGAGUCACUGUCGAAAAAGCAUGUGCAAGACGCCGACCUGUGCAAAGACCAUUCACUUGAAGGGACGAUGCUGUCCUGCUUGUGAGAAGGACGCUAAAUCUGGUUGCGUAUUCGAGGGUCAGAAAUAUCUUCCAGGUGAAUACAAAGUGUUGGCUGAUCACUGCACGUUAUGCGAAUGUAAAAAUCUGGAAUGGCACUGUUCAACAAGGAAGUGUCGGAAAAAUCUCAACCGAGGAGGCUAGCCUAUGUUGCCCACUGAUACAGAAUACUCUUGUGAAUAGUAACAUCUUAAAAAGACAAAUCGACAAAAGGUUCAACUUCAGCUGUAGCCAACCAAGGAAACAGAUAAUGACACAUCUCUCACUACCAUUCAUUAUCUCUGAACCUCUUAUAUGCGGAAAAUUUAGAAACAUUUUUACAAGCCAGUCGUAAAUUUGAUAAAAUUUUAGGCCAUGAUAAACUGCUAGCAGCCCCUAACAAGACCCUUGAAAUUGCCGACCAAAACAAAACUAGAUAAGAAUCAAGGCCUUGUUUGUAUGAAAGCAAAAGUGUCUCCAGAGAUAAAGAAACCAAUAACUAGUACUUCAACAGAGUCAAAGGAAAGUGGUGCAGUUAAAGUCCAAAAGAAAGAUUGUACUAGGUAGUAAGAUUAAAGACAAUUCUUCAAGGGAGUUUUGAAUUCAAGAAAAAUGGGUGUGCACAACCACCUCAGUAUUGUAGGGCUUAAUUUAGGGUGUACCCCUAUUCAGUCCCAGAAUUCCAAACUGUCUGAAUUGAUUCCUCCAGUCUUUCUUUUAACUUCAAAAAGACAAAUGAUAUGCCAUAAGAUACUUAAUAUUUUAUCCACUGUCUGAAGAGUAAUAAUACUAAGUUCUAAUAUAAAGUAUUUUUAUCAAGAUAUAUCUAUGAAUGCAUGAAAAAAGGUGUUACYGUUAGUUGUUCGUUUACUUAAAAAGCAGUGUCCUAACUUAGUCUAGUAUCCAAGACCUAGUAGUAAAUGUAAAAACGUAAAUGAAUGUUCAUUUUACUGGCGCUAAAUUGAUUAUGAACCGAAUAAAUGCUGAUAAGUAGUUGAUGGCAUAAUAGGCAUACUACAGAUAUUAAUCAAGUUUGGUGCGAGGCUUUCAUGAUUGACCAGAAACCAAAUAAAUACCAAUAUUUUUAGCAGAAGUCAAAAUCUCACGUUCCUAUAGUUUGAUGCACCAAAAUAUCUUAAAAAGUGCACCAAAAGAAGACUGAGCUUAAUCUGGAGGCUUUCGUAAAGAUAAAAAAUAAUUUACAGUUAUUAACCUUCCCGAAAUAAGAAAGAGAUUAUUUGUACUGAAUUCUUGUACCACAUUUGUAAACAAGAAAUAUAAAAGACUAUAUUAAAAAAAAAAACUAAAAAUAUUACAAAAAGCAACUUUACAAUGGAUUACAAAAAAACUGUACAAUGUUGACAUUACAAUAAAAAACAUGUUUAAAUAGUA
Actinia tenebrosa (Australian red waratah sea anemone) is the source of this 4204-nucleotide messenger RNA. RefSeq lists its product as uncharacterized. NCBI's taxonomy places the organism in Eukaryota, Metazoa, Cnidaria, Anthozoa, Actiniaria, Actiniidae. The record is from RefSeq and is a predicted model, not a curated record. Gene Ontology annotation, molecular function: serine-type endopeptidase inhibitor activity; protein binding. Gene Ontology annotation, cellular component: extracellular region.